CGCCUCAACUAGUGCUUAUUUAGUUUUCUAAAUUUAGUGUUAGACAUGUCGACCGACAGCUUAAUCUCUUUACCACCAAAACUAAGUCUGAUUCCCCGCCCUUCGGUAAAAAGGUGGUCAAAUGUGAACGGUUACGUUACGAUGGAUCGGAAUUCGUGUAAUGCCAACAAUACAAUUCCAAACUUAAUAUUCCGCUCGUGCCAAAGUUCUACUUUAGUGAAACUUUCGGAAAAUUCAUUUCCUGUUGUUCCAGAACAUCCUAUUAACGUCCGAAUAAAACUAAGUUCUCCCGAACAAAUACUUCCAACGUUCACGCAUGAAACGGGUCAGUUUCCACGAGGAUAUCCCCCGUCGUCAAAUGCGAUGCUGUUCGAUGACGAUCCCGGCAUAAUGUCCGAAGUUGAAACAAGCUCUACUGGAUUCCGCAGGGGUGGUAAACAACGUAGCUCCCUGCCAGUGGUACGAACGCCUAGUAAAACAUUAGAACGACCAUUAGGACUAGUUUUUUUACAAUACCGUAACGAAACGAAACGUGCAUUACUGCCAAACGAAAUUACUUCCAUAGAUACCGUAAAAGCGUUAUUCGUUAGGUCGUUUCCGAAACAAUUAAGUAUGGAGUACCUCGACUCGCCCCUCGUUAAAAUCUACAUACACGACUCUUCUAAGGAUAUGUUCUACGAGUUGGAGGACGUCAGGUCUCACUUGCGGGAAAUUCGAGACCGUUCUGUUCUUCGGUUGUUCGAGUCAACGGAUGUUUCAGGAGGUCUUCCGAUGGGUGGUGUGGGAAUACCAGGCGGCGUGGGACAUUUUGAAGAUCCCAGUUACUUUUCGGAACCUGAGUUUGACUCUGAGUACCAACACCAGCACAUACAUAAGAGCAAGGUAAGUGCUUUACUUUUAUUUUAAACGU
Molecule: messenger RNA, 910 nt
Organism: Photinus pyralis (common eastern firefly)
Lineage: Eukaryota; Metazoa; Arthropoda; Insecta; Coleoptera; Lampyridae
Product: coiled-coil domain-containing protein AGAP005037-like
Exons: 4
Coding region: 46-906 (286 amino acids)
Cellular component (GO): cytoplasm
Source: RefSeq, a predicted model, not a curated record